CAGGAUACAUUAGCAACAUGGCAUAUUUUCACUUUUGAUUUCUUCCAAACGUACCUCUUUGGCAAAUACAUAUACUAGCAGACGUUAUUUCCACAAAACACGAACCGUGGCGUGUGCAGCGCGACUUUAUACAGACUGUUGACUUGUGUAGCGAUGCCGAUGGUCUAGCUGAACCAAGGGACGGUCGUGAUGGUUAUGUGUGUGAUCAAACAUUGCACUCACACAAGUGGCAAAGAUUCGGGAAAAUCGUUUUAUCGUCUUCCCAGUGUCAUUACAAGACAGGGUGAACGAACAGAGUAUCUCAGUAGGAAGAGAAGAAAUGCCUGGCUCGGUAACAUCGGACGACCAGAGCUUAAAGAGCGAACCUACGUGUACAUUCGAGUCUGUAGCGAUCACUUCGUUAGUGGAAAACCCUCGCCACUGUAUAGUACAGAGAGCCCUGAUUGGGCCCCAACACUGAAUCUGGGACAUGAUGUUGUGGAAAAGCCUUUGUCCAAACGCGCGGCUGCCAGACAUGAGAGAUACAAGGAACAGAAGCGCAAGAAGCUGGAAUCUGAAGCAGCAGUUAGCACAGAUCAGUCACCAGACAUGGGCUUCAGUAAUGUAAUGCCUGUACCACUGCCAGUAAAUGCCACUGAACCAGGUGCCUGUAUCCCUGUGGAUCUUACACGGGUGAAAGUGGAGCCACCUGACCCAGUGCCCGUUGGACUGUACACAUCUGCUUUGAACGAUAGAUCUACCAUGUACUUGGAGCCAGCAUCUUCAUCAAUCCAUGAAGGCCAGCAGCAGUUGUCAGAGACAAAUAACUGCAAACCAUCAGAGCUUUUAGCCCGGCUAAUGGGUCCCCCACAGACUGCACUUCAGCGUGAUCACUGGCAAAACCAACCAGUUUCAAAAGAUGUGUUAUGCCAGUCAGAUAUUCCAGGGAAAGAUUUCUUAAGAAUGGAAGCCAAAUUGAAGUUCAUGGAGGCUGCCCAAAAACGUCUCUGUAGGGAAUUGUCCUGUUUACAUAGGAAAGUACUUGAAGUUGAUUUUACUGAAGAAUCCUUGGCAAAUAAUGAAAUAAAAGUCAACUUUUACACAGGCUUUGACAAUUUCAGAGUUUUGAAGAGGGUAUUUCAUGAUGUUUCUGAUGAAGUAAAAACGUGUCAAAAAGUCGUUGACAAGUUUCAGGAAUUUUUGAUUACUCUAAUCAUUCUCAGAAUAAAUGUGUCCUUUGGUGAUAUUGCGCUUCGCUUCAACAUUUCAGAAUGUACAGUGUCUGAAAUAUACCAGAACUGGAUGGGAAAUUUAGCUGUUAGAUUAAGGAACGCAGUACAUUGGCCUGCGAGGAUAACGAUGAGGGCGAACAUUCCGGAAAAGGCUAGGCUGUAUUUUGUAAAUAGUGACAAAAUCGCUGUGAUUAUUGACUGCCUAGAAGUGUUCAUAGAUGACCCAUUGCUUUCAUCAGGAGAGACUAGUUUAGAUAUUUCAGUUGACAAUAAAAACAGUUCCAGCAGGUUUCUUCUGGCAAUGGAUCCAUCAGGAAGGAUAAUGUGUGUGUCAGGAGGAUUGAGAGGUGACAUUACAAACAAUCAUCUCAUACAACACUGUUCCCUCUCAGAAAACCUUUUGCCAGGAGACUGGGUUUUGGCUGAUGAAAGAAAUCCAGACAUUGACGGUAGUGAAUCACAGUUCAAUUGUUGCGUGUAUGUAGCACGCAAAUUACCUACAUUUGAAGCUCAUCUGUCCACUCUUGACCUAAAUUCCAAUCGCUUAGUUCUGGACUUCUGUCAACAUGUCCGCCAUAUCAGUGGACAGCUGCAAAACAAGUAUCAAAUCCUUCAGGGCACCUUGCCCAGCGUUAGUGGUGUGUCUAUUGAUCAGGUGGUCUUUGUUUGUGCUGCCUUGUCAAAUCUAUCAUACAACUUUGACCAGUCUGGUUAAAACCUAUUUCAACAUUGAUUUAUUUUGAAGACUGUCGUUGAGUUUGGAUUUUAGGUCAAUCAAAACCUGAGAAAAGGUCAGAAACCUUGUUUGCAGCUGUCUGUCUUGGGAUUUACAUUAAUUUGCUGAAAGUUUGCAUAAAAUAAUGACUUAAUUCUAAAUUAGAACUUGAAAACUUUUUUGUGGCUGGCAGAAAGGGGGCAUGUCUAGUUUUAUUUGACCUGAAGAAUUCAUAUAACUUACGUAAUUACGUAGUUCAAGCCUUGAAUGCACAUCAUUGCGUGUCAGCUCACCGAACUGUAUGUUUGCUGAACAUUGUAAUAGUAAGAUCAGUAUUGGUCUAACGGUUUAUGUAUGUUUACAUUUGAAUUAGCCUGUUUAGGUUGAUUUUUACCUGAUGGAAAAUGUAGAUUUAAUUAUUUUGAAAGAAAUUAUAUCAUUAAUAUGAUUAAAGUUUUGUUCUUGACUUGUUGAGAAAAGUAUUAGAAGUUUACUCUUUUGCAAACCAGGCAUAUCAGAUGGGAGGAUAAAGCGAUCAGGUUGAUUGUCUGUGGCAUUUCCUCUGGAUUUUUGUUGGAUUACUGCAGCAAAUUCAAAGGUUUGCGAAGUCGCCUCAUCAACAAACUUCUUUAGGGCAGUGCAAGUAUCGUUGCAGCAAUAGUAGCCAGGUGAGGCGAAUAGACAUCCUCCUAUCAGUUUUUCAAUUCUUUAUUUUCAUUUUUCUAAUAUUUUUGAUUUUAAAUUUCAA
Molecule: messenger RNA, 2674 nt
Organism: Liolophura sinensis
Lineage: Eukaryota; Metazoa; Mollusca; Polyplacophora; Chitonida; Chitonidae
Exons: 3
Coding region: 190-1926 (578 amino acids)
Source: RefSeq, a predicted model, not a curated record